AUCUGAAUCAUGCGCUGAUCACAGUAAACUGACAGACCUCAUCACGGCCUACUAGGUCUAACAAUGCCGACUGUUGCACCACUCCCGACGUAUCCUCCUGCAAGCGCUAGAAAAUCCUUAUCAGCCUCCCAGCUGGCAACUUUCCAUAGCAACUUAUCAAGCGCCCUCGCUGAAAUCCUUGCACUACCACCCGCGAGAAGAGACACCCCUGCCACCCGCAGUUUUCUGUCCAGCUACGUUAACAACGUCGCCCAUCAAACCCUUCAAUCUCUCAUCUGGGAAGCUCCACCGUAUACAGACAACCAUGUACAUGCACGCGUCCUCUUCCUUGCAGAGAAGCUAGCUACCGCACCCUCUUGUUUCGAUGUGAAGGCACUCCUGGACAUCGCUAUUGCAUACUUUCCUUACCCAACCCGCGUUCGUGCCCUUUUCGCCACAGCCCUCGCUAGCACACCAAGCCUUGCUACUGUAUUCACCUCAGAUAUGGUCCCUGUGCUCACUACCCUUCUCGAUCCAUCCCACUCUGCCGGUUUAUACGGCCUCCGCAAAACAGCACGCUGCUUUCUCAGUUUGCUCUCUGGUUGUCCCCCCGAGCUCGUGCGUCCAUUCGGGAGGGACCAAGAUUUCAUGACAGGACUCGCACAAGCCUACGAAGAAGGACUUGCUUCACUAGCACGUUCAUACGGCGGCAUGCGCACAGACGUCGGUAUGCGCGAGCUGGAUGACUGGGAGCGCAUUUGGCUCGAAACCAAGGUCGACUUCAUAGACAGCUUCCACAUUAUUAUUACAACCAUGCUUCAAGACCUCGCAGUCGCAUCCGGUACAGCGUUGGCAGCAGAAUCAGAACGGACAUUUACCGUUGUAUUUGCAUUAUUGAACCUCCCACCCCCGUCAGCAGUACAAGUGGGCGGUACUCCUGCUGCUCCUUUCCUCAACCGAUCGCUAAUAGCCGACUAUCAACACUCGUAUAACUUGUCUAGCACUCUUGCUUCUGCUCUACGCCGUGCUGCACGUGAAGAUGCCCGAGUUGACCUCCUCGAAUCCAUCCUUCGUUCCUUCGACAUUGAAUCCUCCGUUGCUGGGACAAAAGAUCCUGGGGCACUCAGGCUGAUCAUCAAGUCAUCUGGCAUCCCGCCCGGCGCCUCUGCUUCUGGUAAGGGCAAAGUGACGCAGUCUUCAAGCAAGGGAAAAACCAAAGCAGUUCGCCCUGAACCUGAGCCGCACGAUCUCGACGUGGAGAUCUUGCAGGUCAUGGAUAUUUUCCCAAACCAAUCGCCCGAGUAUAUCCGGGAGCUCCUCACGCAGUCUGUAUUUAAGAGUGCAGAGAACAUCAUCGAAGCACUAUUGGAGGGCACCGCACCCGCAAUGCCCUCUGUUGCGGAGGAUGUCAGUGUGAACAAAAGUGCCCAUGUUGCGCUCAAUGAGCCCAUUGAAAGAAAGAAUGUAUUUGACGACGAGAUAUUGGAUGUUACCAAGAUACAUGUAGGGAAGAAAAACCAAGACGAGGCAUCAAUGCUCAGGGACAGAGCGGCCAUCGAGCAGAUGAAAGCCGACAUUUUGCGACGUGCAGAGGCCAUGUCUGAUGGAGAGGAAGAUGACGACAGCAGCAAGGCUGCCGAAAUCGAUCAUGAUCUUGACUUUGGAGACGAGGUGAAGGUUGUCGGUGAUGGAGAGGCUAGCAGCGAGGGCGAAAACGAUGGCGACGAGGACGAGGUACCACCGUCUAAAGUCACUCCAGAGACUGUUCUGGAGCUUGCGUAUAUCCGUGAUCCGGAGCUGUUUGCUAGAGAUGCUAAUACGCGGAGGUCGAAAGCACGCAGUGAGCUCAAAGCACAGAUCGGCUGGUCUGAUGAGCAAAUUGAGGGAUGGAGGAUUAUGCUGGAACGCAAUGUAUGCUAUCAUUAUCUGCGUAACUGGUCGGUACUGAUGCCCCCAUCACCCCGCGUCCAGCCAAAAAAGGACAAGAUUUUGCAGAAACACGAGUUUUCUGGGAAUAGAAUAGUAGAUUUGUCGACGACUGGAAAUGCAACUGGUUCUGGGUCAUCAUCCCGCGGUGGAAAUCACGGAAGAGGGAGGGGUGCGCGCGGGUCGGGGAGAGGGAGGGGGCGCGGCCGAGGGUCUGGAGAUAGUGGUGAUGCGAGAGAGCGAGCAUCGAAAGACAAGAACAAAGCUAGCAGAGGGAACCACAAUCGGAAAAGGGGACAUGAUAAGAAGAUGGCCAAAGCCGGUCCACCUUGAUGCAUAGGGGGCGAUGUAUGGGAGAUGCUUUCUCAAUUCAUGUAAUGCAAUGUGCGGUAAAAUACAACAGAAAGAAUUUUUUAUAUAUGCUGGUCGACAAUCAAUGUGUAGGCAUGCUAGACUGUUUCUUUGUACCGAGGGAAGAGCUUAUCGAACCUUGGUUCAAACGUGAGCUCAAUCACGUCGUUAACCAGUUGCAUAUCUAUAUUACUGGAAUGAAAACGAGCAAGGUAGUACAAUCUAUUGAAAACCAUACCUAGCUCGCCUUCUGAAUCCAAU
Molecule: messenger RNA, 2517 nt
Organism: Suillus bovinus
Lineage: Eukaryota; Fungi; Basidiomycota; Agaricomycetes; Boletales; Suillaceae
Exons: 3
Coding region: 64-2238 (724 amino acids)
Molecular function (GO): ubiquitin binding
Source: RefSeq, a predicted model, not a curated record